GUUUAAAGAUGGCUGCACUGACUGCACCUUGAGGAAGCGAGGCUGGGAAUUGUGCGGAGAUUAUUUAGCUCUAUCCCGCAUUUUAUAUACUCUCGUUGUGCGAUAAUGGAGGCAGCUAGCAACAAAAUCUACAAGUCAAGACUAUUUACAUCAAAUGUUCUUUUACAGAAAGAUGAAUUGGAGGAGGUAUGCUGGCUAGAUCAUAUUUGCUGUGUACGAGAAUUUCAUUUUGAUUAAUUUAAUGGGUCUAUAAAAGUUGUUGUUGUUUGAUUUUUAGAGAUUAGAGAAGUGUCACGGCCUUCUCACUUCUGUUGUUUCCAACCUGUCUGAAAAUGAAGCUCACGAUGCUCUAAAUCAAAUGGUUAGUAAUCAGUGAUGAUUUUACUAAAUAUUUUUUCUAUAACAUAGUCUUAGAUGCUGCCUGGAACGUUUUUGAUUUGGCUACAUGUAGGUCUGUUUUUUAAAAAUUUUUUCAUGACUCUUAACCCUUUAACUCCCGAAACGCAAAGAUUAAUUCUCCUCUCCAACUCCCUCAUAUUUCCUUGUGUUUUCUUUCCUUUCACUUCUCACCAAUGAGGUUGUCUGUUCUUAUAACCUGUUUGGAAGAUAUCAUAUUGGAAUUGUGAGGAGAAGUUACAUGUAGAUCACUUUUGGGAGUUACAAUAUUAAUGGUAUUAUUGAUGUUCUGUUUUUAUAGUCUGUUUAACUGUUUUAUUUCCCAUAUGUUGUCCACAAUUUUUCAUGAAAAAUGUCAAAAAGCCACAGAGUAACCAAGGUAUAUGGUAGAAAUGAGAAAGCUCUCCUUGAUUUUUCUACCAAGGAAAAACUGGUUUGGGUGAAUUUUUCAGGUGUCCAAAGGUCUACAGCAGCAUGAGGAAGCAUCUCUUGGUCUGCUUUAUAUUAUAUUAGUGGAACAAACUGCUGCACCAAAGGUUAGACUUCAUAAAUUCUAUGACUCCCAAGUGCUUGCCACAUUGAAAUUGUCUUGGUAUAUUUAAUAAAUAUGUUGUUUGUAAUAUGUUGCAAUCUACCAUAUAUGUAUAUACUACAACAAUGGUAGCAUAGAAGGCCUGUUCUGAUUGGUUACUCAAACUCUGAAUAUCCUUGCAUCUCCAUGAUUUAUAAUUUAGACCUGAAGAUAUUGUAACUGUUGCAGGAGUAAAUAAGUUAAAAUAAUCUUUUUGAGCUCUUUUAUCUCACUGUUUAAAAAUAUCGCAAAACAGCUAUUCCCCAUUAGUGUUGGUUGUUAGUCACUUCCUUUUUGGUGAAAAGUUUUUGAUUGUUGUACAAUUUUUGACAUCACAUUUCUGCCAUAAAUAGUCUUUAUUUCCUCUUUUGUUGUUUAUUAUUCUCACCAGUGACACAGCUAAAUUCUGGUAUAAAGCUGACCUCUAAACUUUUAAUAAUGAAUGCUACCUGAGUGGCAGCAUCCAAUAUGAAAAGGCUCAAACCUAACUUCUGACUAUUUCUAAGUACAAAGGAUCCAGCAAGAGUUAUUGAUAAUGCUUUUAAAAUGAACAGCUUUCAUCCUGACAUUGCAUUAUUCCAUAUUUUUUUUAUCAAACAAGUGUGUUGAAUUCAGUUACUAUUAUAUCUGAAAGGCUUACAGAGAUCUGACAUGUAUUACAAGAGAUGGAUUGAGUUUGAUCAUGACAAGAUUGAUUGGAAUUGUCACAGAGAAGCUGAAUAAGCUACUUGAUGCUGUUAGAACACAGGUAAAAGAUUUUAAUUACACUUCACAUGUAUAUGUCAAUCUGACAAUUGCUGAAUUAUCAUGACUCAAUGGCUUACAUGAAUUUCACGAGUAUCCUUUGUUUUCAUGAAGAGGGUUACAUUUUGAGAUUAUCAGAUUCACGGGAGAUGCUGUUGCCCAAUUUUUAGUGUACCUGACUUCUGAUUUAAAAUACCAUGUGGCAGACCUGGUUAAAGUGUUGCUCUAUUGAACAAGAAACUUUCCUCUUACAGUGCUUCUCUCCACUCAGGGAUUACAAAUGGGUACCAGCAGACUUACAGGAAACUAGACUGAUUGUUGGCUGGGAUGACCCUGUAUCUGGCAUUCCUUUCGGGGGCAGGGGUGGGGUAGAAGGGCAGGCAAGCAGUGACAUACACUACAUGUAGGAAAAGCUCUGGCAGGAUGGGCCAUGCAGCCCUCAUUAUUAGGUGAAUCUCAGGAUAUGGUGCUUGAUUACGUUCUCCAUUUGCUUCAGCCCUUGUCUGUAGCCCAGGAAGUUGCUUUUCUUUACAAAAAUUCUGUAAAUUGGGUUGUCCAAAACUUUUCUAAUGACUGACAACAACAAAGAGAAAAAGUCUUGGAUAACACACACUGGCUUUGUUACAUCUAAUCACAUGUAUACAAACAUACAAGACAAGGUUAUGGUGCUGGUGUUGCUUUGGGAAUGGAGGUAUCACUUCCCCCAGUAAUGAAGAAUUCCAAAAAAAUUUGAUAUAUGGAAGUUUAUGGAUUCAAUGCUAUGCUUUACCAGUCAUAACUGAUCUCUUUAAUUUGGAAAUGAGAUCUUAAAGGGUAUACAAGAAUCAUUAGUCUUUAAUCUGCAAGAUGAAACAAUUGUACUGUGUAUUGUCAUGAAUUUUACACACUGCUUUAAUUGUCCAAAGGUAUUGUGGCUUUCUAAUGAACUCAUUAAGAGCGCUGUUCCUGGUGUGGAAGGACUCUGUCAAGCUCUCCUUAGGCAAAUUUCUGGAGGUGAUAAUUCACCCUCGAAUGUCUGGCUCGCAGAAAAUGUAUUAGGAUUGUUGAACACCAACAGGUAAGUCUAGUGUGUAAUUACUUCAGUGUCAAGAAUGCUCUAGUGAAUGGUUCCAGACAGCUGAUCAACUUGUUCAUUAAGGAUUGAAAAGAAAUAUACCUAUUUAAUCUGCUGGAAAUAUACUUCACUUCUGUUUUAUGUCUCACUACCCUUACAAACUCCAUCCCAGACACUUCCUUUUUGGUGGUCAUAUAUUAAAAAUGGAUGCCACAGAAACAAACCUUAUUAAAUAUAGAUUUAAGUUCUAUUUGAAAAAGAAACCUGUAUCGUCUUUGAUAAUGGGAAGAAACACAAGAAGACCAAACAAAAUGAGGAAAAUAAACUUACAAUCACAUUCAAACUGACUUUAAUCAAAGGUAACUCAGACACACAAAAUACCUCAUUAAUAUAAACAUGAAAUCUCCUCAUAAUUCAUUUAGCAAAAUAUUCUUAAAAAACCAACCUUACUUUAAACAUAGGUAACGUGGAAACAUACUUUAGCAGUAUGGGUAUGAAACAGCUGCAUGUAAACUGACUGGGUACAAAUUGAAUGAAUCUGAAAUGUCUGAAGGAAUGAAAGGACUGGAAAUUUAGUAGUACCAUAAUUUAAUUUCACUUCAAGAGGAAGUAAAUCCCGUGUUUUGACGGGCAAAGAUGAGCUCAUCUUGCUCGUCUUUCUUUGUUUUGAUUUACAGCUUUGAUCCUUCCCAAAAAUACUUUUUAAGACACUAUUUGCUAUUUUCACAUCUUGCAAAUGCUUAAACAUGUCUUGAGGACAGUCAAAACAAAGAAGACUGCAAUAAAUUUUGUGAAUCUAUUUUGAAAGCUAUUGUUGAAGGAAGCCUUUUUGCAAUGGAGUAAGAUGGGUGGAUAUUGGUCUAAAAACAGGGAAAAAAGAUCCUUGCUUCUUGACCUCAUGGAAGGUCAAUAACUUAAUCGUCUAGGCAUCACUUGGAAUGCCACGAUGCAGAGAGAAUCUUCCUCCAGUGUGCUUAUGCACAAAAAAUUGUUGAAAACCAUUUUUUUUUGUUUUUAAAUUUAGAGUAAUUUUUAUUUCCCAUUUGAUAUCUGUGAAAAUUGCAAGUCGUGUAUCUCUCCUAAUAACUAUGCUCAAGAAUCUACUUUCUUUUAUACAAUAUACAGGUUAACAUAACAGAUUUCUAUUAAUGAUAAUUUUGUGUUAUUUUUUAUCAGAGCUUGGCUGGAGAAAAACCCUAUACUCUUGGCCACUGCUGUGUAUACUUACCUUAGAUUAUUAGAGGAUCAUGAAGCAGCGCCAUUCAAGAACUUACGACAAAUGGAAAUUGAAUUCUGUUCCUCCUUGUUGAAAGAAAGGGUAUAAAAAGUCUAUAAAUAUUCUGGUUAUAUGGUCACAACUUACCAACACUUAAAUAAAUUUCACAACGUUAGUAUGCAUAGUGAACAUACAGUCAUGCAGUUGUGCCAAUGUAUUUCCAUGAUGAAAGCAUUCUUAACAAUACCACACUACUUUCCCUCCUUUUCUUCAAAGAAAACUUAAUCUCAUCUUAAUUUAACAAAACUCUAAAUACUUACAAAUAAGCACACACUUUACAAAUUAAAUGAAAGAGUCCUUCACCUACCAAAAUCCAAAUACUGGUAUUUACAAAAACAAGCAUGCACUCUAAGAAUAGCAUGAAUAGCAUGCAUCCCUCACAACUUUGAAUUGUAAAUCAGUCUCUUAGAAACUAAAUUCCUAUUUGCAAUAGUCCCUAGUUCAAAACAAAGUCAUUAAACCUUGCUGGUCUCUGAAUCUGAUAUAUCGAAUUUUGCACCUGCUGCUGUGGCCAAAUCUCUUCAUCUUACAGCCAACAUCUACUUGUUUAUUUUACUUGUUUACUUCUGCAUCUGAUGUGCCUAGCCCUUGUUCUUCUCCUGCAUCUGCACAAGUGUUUCCUUUCAAUCCAUUUUUUAUUGUGUUGUCAGAACCUUCCUGGGUGUGGAAUUCCUUGACAAAAGCUUGAUUGCAUCUGAGCGUCACUCUUGUUCAUUCCAGACCAUGAUCUCACUUCCCAUCCUUUGAACAACUUUUACAGGACUAUGGCAGAAAUUACCUGGCAGUUUGUUCUUCUUCUCUGCCCUCAAGAGCACUGCAUCACCAACUUAAAAAGACUUUAAAAUAGCUCCUCUCUUCUCGUUUGCGCAAGCCUUUCCUUUCAACUUGCUCGACCAGUCCUUCUCAUGAACCUCAUCUGUAGAUAAGAUAAUGUUGAGUACAUUUAACUCUGAAAUGACUUGUUCCACCACACUUUCUGUGUGUCUGACCCCGUGCAGGACAAUUUAAAUCUUGCCUGAAAUUUCCUUCCUGCCCACAACUGAAGCAUGUCUUUCUUUUCCUGCAAUUUUUGCAGUCACUUCAUUGACCUGAUAAUCCACUUGGUCAGAGCUAAACUGUCUCAACUGUCGAUCAUUCAUUUCUUGGGAUCUUGCAGUCCGAAACAGGUCAUGUUAAGAAACUAUUCCUUGUUUUUGUAAGAAUUCUUGGUGCAGAUGGCUUGAGAAACAUUUGUCAGUGAAUUGAUCACAAAUUUGAUCACCUUUGUUGGUGCCAAAUUUGCAAGCAACUGUGUGCAGAUGCAAUCUACAGACAAAUUGGUCCUCAGUUUCACCACUUGCCUGCAAAGUUUGUUGAAGCAAAUGUUGCUUGAAAGGAAUGUGGGGACAAAAUAAUCUUCAAGCACCUUGAGUGUUGCCUCAAAAACAUUCUUGUCAUUCUCACUGGCCAAUGUGUUGUAGAUCUCUUGAAUUAGCAACAUGUAAUACUAGAGCUCACUCUUAACCCCUUUUUCUGUUACAUACAAAUUAAAGGCUUGCCUCCAUCUAUUUUACCAUCGAAUUUAAUUGUGUGGUUCUCCUCUCAGAUUGAAUGCUUCUUAUUCCCUGACAUCUUUGGUCACCAUAGAAUUUCCUGAACUGCCACUGUUUGUCGUGUUUUGUUCCCCUGAUCCACCACCUCCUGGCAUCACUGGAAUAAAUCCUUAUUAAAGCCAUUGAUGAAAUGCCUUACAAAGUUCCCAGGGAAGUCCUUGAAAAACCUUAAGAAAUUCUCAACAAAAUUGCUUAAUACCAAAAAUCCUUGACAUCCUUGAAAUCCUUAAAAUCCUUGUCGCCAAUGCAAAGUCUAUAAAUAUUCCGGUUAUACAGUCACAAUUUAAUUUACAAUGCACUUUAAUAAAUAUUCAUCGACUUAAAUACAUUUCACAACUUUAAUAAUCAUAGUUAACAUAGGGUCAUGCAGUUGUGCUGAUCUAUUCCUAUUAUGAACACAUUCUUAACGGUACAACACUACAGGGUAUGGUCAAUGAAAGAUCAAACUUAAAUCACAUCUUACUGCCACAUUCCCAUCGAUAAUCAGUUAUGAUUAAUAAGUGAUCAAGUUAAAAAGUAUGGAGUUACAUCACCAUGCACCCACAGUUGUGAUGUGCAGCAGUCUCAUUUUACCAGUAUAAUAUUAACUUCAUUGUACACUACCAGCUGAAUAUAAAAGUAGGCAUGUGUCUUAUCAUUGUCAUUCGAAUGUUCUUGACAGUUUGCAGACUGCAUUCCUAUUGGACGAGACCUUGUGCGACUGCUUCAAAAUGUGGCUAGGUUUGUCAAAAUCAAUCUGUUACGUAGUGCUUUCCUAUUCUCAUGGAUUCACAAGAGGUGGUAUUUAUUAAUAUAUAGAUUUAGCCAAGCCUAAAAGUGAGCUCACAUUUUUUUUUUUCCUACACGUCUCACGGGCACAACGCCUUGCCCGGGCCAGGACUAGAACCUGGGUUGUCCGACUCCGAGCCCAGUGUGCUGACCACUGGACUUAUGGACAAAGCCAUGGCGUUGGUGUGCCUGCAGUACAGUUGAUCAUGCAUGUUGAAAGUAGCACCUUGUAUGGUCUUACGGUCGUACAGUCGUACGGUUGUACAGUCGUACGGUCGCACGGUCAUAUGGCCACACGGUCGUAUGGUCAUACGGUCGUACAUCCAAAUUUUUUCAUCUUGAUGGGUUACUACUAUUUUGUAUAAUUAUGGGGCUACGCUCUGCGAGCUCUGCUAAUAAUGAGACAUAGUCUUUGGCCUAUUUUGGAAUCAAAAGUUAAAACAACUACCCAAUGAAUUAAACUCUGUAAAUUCUGCCAAGAAUCCUCUUUAUCAAAAGCCAAUUCUGGAACUUUUUACAUGUAUAUGAGUCACAACAAAACUGUUGGCUGUGUGAUGACAAGACAAGGGGCCAAGAUUAUAAACAAGUACUUCUUUGUCUUGUGUCUAAGAAUACCAGAGUUCAAUGCACUGUGGAAGGAUAUUGUACACAAACCUCAGUCGCUGUGUCCACAGUUUACAGGUAUUUAUGCUUUUGUUUUUUAAAUGUUCUUCUCUGUUUAAGUGUAAUGGUCUGAAAUACAACAGAUAGCUUUCGUCAUGUGUGACAUUCUUGGACCUGACUGUGAAAAUAUUUGAAAACAUUCUGAUCAUGUUGAACUACUGGUACAUAUAACUGAUUAGUAGAGACAUACAUGCAGUAUAAAUUUAUCUAGUUGCAACAUGUGAGCCUGGAAGACUUUGCAUUUAAGUGAACAAUGUUGAUGGGAUCUCAUUGAUGUAUCACAUUUUUCAAAGGUAUUGCUCAGUUGCUUCACACAAGAACUUCUCGAAAGUUCCUAGCAUGUAGACUGCAUCCUGAGAUGGAGAACAAGAUUUUGUUUUUAACGUCUAAGGUACAAGAGUCCAAAUCUAUCAGCUGCCUGAUACUAGUGUACUUUAUAUAAUAAGCUCAGUUAUGUAUGCAUUCUGAUUGGUUCUCACUUAUGAUCUAUUGGAGGACAGACAUAUAGACGAUGUCAUCAAUAAAGCUUUUUUAAAUUCUUUAUUAUAUAAAACAAAUAGAUUCCAAGUUGCCGUGCAUCUGUUCAGUAAUAGAUCACAGAGGACGUCAAAAUGUGGUAAGAACAUCAGUGACACACUUGGCUGUGCCUCGUGUGCCACUUUUUUGUUCUUACCACAUUUUGACAUCAUCUGUGAUCUAUUACUGAACAGAUGCAUGGCAACUUGGAAUCUAUUUGUUAAAUAUUUAACUAUCACUGACCAACAACACAUCAUUAAGUUUCCAUGUAACAUAACUAUUAAAUGAGAUCUGUACAAGAGCAAUGUGCAUUUUGUUUUUGUUGCCUUGAUUUUCAAAUAAAUUGAUCAGUCCUUUGAGCACAGCAAUCAGAAACCCAUGUUUAUGGCUUUCUCUCAUUAUCAGGUGCCUAUGAUACUAAAUUAAAUAUGAAAAUGAGAAAGCACUUACAAAGGUUUCCAGGUGUCUAUUACAAAUGUGAGGUUCCAAUAUUGCAGUCUGUGGACCCGCCUUAGAGCUACAUGUACAAAAUUGAUAGUUUUUAUGAAACAUACUUUCUAAGAGCAAUGUAAAUGUCACUCUACUUGCAGUGUAUUAUAAUUGAGAUUUAUCCUUCGUUACUGACAGGUUAAGUUUGGUCAGCAGAAAAGAUAUCAGGACUGGUUUCAAAAGCAGGUCAGACUGAUUGUUCUGUUCAUAUUCAUUUUCAUUAUGGUACAAUGUUCACCUUGAAGAGCUCUGAAAAGUGCAUGUACAUGUGCAUGUAAACAUGUAACUUCUCCCUAUAAUAUUCAAACAUUAAUCAGCAAACAGAUUACAAGAAUACUCAAACUUAUCAGGUAGAAGUUAUGUCUUGAUGCAGCACCAAAUUUUUAAAACUAAUUCACAAGGAAUGUGUAAAAUUAACAAUCAGAUCAUGAGAGUUUAAGGGUUAAUAAUUAUUUGUCUGUAUUCAUUUGAGGUGAUGAUAACAAUAUUGAUUAAAAAUUAAUAUUGAUAUUGCAUUCGAUUUCAGUAUCUGUCCACCCCUGAAAGCCAGAGCCUGCGGGGAGAUCUGAUUCGCUACAUUAUUGGUGUGGUGCAUCCUUGUAAUGAAGUGCUGUGUUCUGAUAUUAUACCACGAUGGGCCAUUAUUGGCUGGCUUUUGACAUCUUGUCAGGUUAUUGUCUAUUAUUUUGAUGUGUGUAUUACAUCAGGGAGGCCUUGCUAUCAUCAACCAAUACAGCAAUCCUAGACUGGUCUUUACAGGUUGCAUUGCAGUAUUUUCAAUUUUAUUUUAAUUCUUUAUUUACUCUGACAGACAUCAUGCCAGGAACUGCUAUUAUAUUAAUUUAGUUUCAGUGUAUUCAUUAUUUAUGGUUCCACAGAUAGAGAAUGACACUCCAUUCUACUUCUACCUGUUUCCUCUUUUACCUCCUCUCUGAUUAUUUUAUGCUGUGUUUUUUGUUCCAGACUGCAGUUUCUACAGCAAAUGCUAAACUUGCCUUGUUCUUUGACUGGCUCUUUUAUCAACCAGAUAAAGAUAACAUUAUGAAUAUUGGUAAAGCAAAUCUUUUACUUUACAUUUUUGAGCUUUGAUCUCCAUAUUGUGUAAAAUUAAUGAUAAAAUUAUAUUAAAACUACAAACCUAGAGAAUUUUUCUUCAUGUCUGUUUUGCAGUGACAUCUAUAGUGAAAUCAAUUGCUUAGGUGAUAUUUCUUUUAAGGCAGACAGGCAAUUGCUUUUUUCCUCAAGAUCUGUUGUUCAAGCCACAAUUUGUGUGUUCCUUUCUUAACCUUAAAGCAGUUUUUACAGCCAAAUUAAUCUUUUUGAUCUCCAGAACCUGCUAUUUUGUUGAUGCACCAUUCUAUACGAAGUCACCCAGCAAUCACAAGUACCUUGAUGGACUUUCUCUGUCGGGUAAAAUCAAUUUUUUUUGCUGUUUUAUUACUGUCACAAUUUUACUAAUUGUUUUGGAAACUUUUUUGUAAUUGCGUGCUGGAAGGAGGUUAUUUAUUGAUUACCCACUGAUAAUCCAUGUGUUAAACUUGUACCUUAAUGCAAUGCAAAGUAUGUUUUUAACUUAUUAAAAACUUGUACCUGAAAAAAAACAAUAUACUGUGGUUAUUUCUGUUUGGCAAGAUUGCUUAAAAUGGUUGGUCUCUUUUCACCAGAUUAUUCAAAAUUACAGCACUUUACCUGAUGUUCAAGUUAAACAGGGAGUUAUCAAAGCAUUUCGGCAUAUUCUCAGUAAAAAAGUUGUAAUGUAAGUAUAUUUGGAUGUCAUGUUUGCAUUUCUUAUUUGAGUGUAGUCAGUCUUUAAUAUGCCUAUCUCUCCAGAGGUAGCAGAGCAAUUUGAAGCAUGGCUGGGGGGACGGUCGGGGCUUUUCCAAAAUACUAAGCCAAGUGCAUACCCUUUUGGUGAUUCCUCAGAAGAAGAAAGUGUUAGAAAGAUAUGAUAAACCAAACUUACCCUAUUUAUACAUGUAAAAGCACUAAUCAUGUGAACCAUUUUAUUGGUUUAUGGUACAUUUUGAGGUUGCUGGAAGCAAGGGUGUUUAAAGCAACACCAUAAGAUGGUAAUACUGACUAUUUUGACAAACUACACAUAAUUUUAUGCUGUGGGAGCAAUAUUGUCAGCAAUGAGGUGUGAGGGGGGCUGAGACCUCCCAAAUUUUUAGCUGGAGAGGGCUGUAGUCCCUUCCCCUCUCCCCCACCUGCUCUACCACAUGUAUGCUAUCUUUCUGACUGUAUAUGUAUGUCUGUCUGUGUCUAUAUAUCUGUUUGUCAAUUUCCUACUGUGUAAGUUAUUUUAACUUGCUUAUCAAGCAAGCUCAAGGCUCACAUUUUUCAUCAAACUUUGCUUUUGGAAAACUGUUCACUUUUUGAAACAGAUGAUAUCCAUGGACAUAUAUCAUUGAUCUUUUCCUGCCAAAUGGAGGCCUUUGUGUUUAUAUUGUUAACCUUCAUUUUUGAAAACAACAAUUAAUUAUCUUCAGCUAAUGUUAGAGGGGUAAGCCCCAUGCAGUGAUUGAGUUUCUGAUGACUAUUUCUUUCCAUCUAGGUCCUUGUCUCCUUUGUUUGACAACCCUAAGAUGGACAGAGACCUUAGAAGUUUGAUAAGAAACACCUUGGCUGAGUUCUGUGACUCAGGUACUCUUUCAUUGACUUGCAUCUCUCUGUGAAAAUCAACUCAGCACUGUGUGUACUGACCUAGAAAUGAUUAAUCAUUUUGAAACUUGAAUGAAAGUAUCCAAGUGAAGAGCUACAUGGAAGUUUGAUCUUACCUUCAUAAGAUUUGCUUUCAAAGUCAAAAUCUAGAAAAUCUGAUUAAAUUGGCUCUUAACAGAUUCCAUUGCUAGAGAGUGUAGUGAUGUCAGUAAUGACACCCUGCUUCAGAACUGUUCACGUAGGUAAUAAAAAUGUGAUAUCAAUUUUAAAUUAUUGGCUGAGCAUUUUUUUAGGGAAAAUUUAGGUAUAUCAUCACUGCAUAACAGCUUAGCAUAGCAAAAUUAUGAGGUUCAGAGCCAACAUAGGUUACUUCCCUGUUUUCAGUGGUUGUGUAAUCUCAAGAUAGGAAAAUUUUAACCCUUGGACCCCUAAGAGUGACCAGCAUGUAAUUUCUCUUAGCAAUAUCACCCCUGAAUUGCACAUGAAGGUCAUGAAAAUAAAACAAAUGAUCAUCAUCUAGCAUUAUGGAGAAUAGGAAUGAUGAUGUUAUGGUGUAGUUGUAUCUUGAGAAACCAGCUGUUCUUUAAAAAAAUGGUCUGUGACCCUACUUUUAAAUUAUUACCACAAAAAGCAAAAGUCAUGGGUGUCUUUUACAGGUUAAAAUGAUGUUAUGUUACCUUUUCUGGUUGGAAGGAUGCUCUUAACAUGGUCUUAAAUAAAUGAGCUUUUCUGUGAUGCUAAUAGUUUCCUUGCAACUGAAGUUGGUUAAUUGUGUUGUCAAAGUGAUAGUGCAUGAACUUACUGGAAACAAGAGCCACCUAACUCGUUUUUGAGUCUCAAGCACACAAAGUAAAUUUAAAGUUUGCAGAAGCUUUACUUUGCUGUAAUAACAUUACAUGUGAAAGAAAUCAUAACAACUUGUUUAGAAAUAUUUGAUAAUUAUUUUCAAGGAGAAAAGCAAUCAAGUAUAAUGUUGGUACAUUAUAGAAUUGGUGUUUAAGAAUUAUGAGACAAUUUUGAGCCACAUUAACACCACAUCUGUCGGGGUAUGAUUCUCAAAUAAGGUUCAAACAAUGGAAUCUCUGUCUCUGAUUGAUUUGGAUUUGUGAUCAAGAAUUGUUUUCUGUUCAUCCAUUUUGUGUUUACCUUUCCUUGGCUUGUUACUAAUUUACAGGUUCAAAACUUGAAGAAUCAUCAACAUCAGCGUUUAGCAAAGUAGAGAGCUCCUCAGCUUCAUCAAGUGAUAUGCUCAGUUCACUGGGAUCCAGAAUGAUGGAGGCAGACACAAGUAGCAGCUCAAAGGACACUGAAUUGGCGGACAGUGGGGUUGAUGAAGAGCUGGAGCCACCUGACGAAGAAGCUGUGUUCUCUGACCCUGAUGAGGACGAGGACAGUGACAUGACAGCCAACAAAUCAGACAACAGUAAAGAGAAGGACUACGAGUUUAAACCAAUUGAAAAGGAAGCUUUAGAUGAGAAUGAAGAAAGAGAUAGCAAUGAAGAUAUCACUGAGCUUGAAGAUCUUGAGAAUUUGGGAGAUGAUCUGAAAGAGCUGGUUAUUAAAUUCUCUCAACAAAGGUUAGUAUCGCCCUUUUUGUGUGUACCCUGAGGCAAUAAUUAUGGACAGGGAGAUAUUUGAUCAUAGCAUUUAAUUCAAGAUCUAGCUAUGAAUCUUCGAUAAAUGCUGAAAUAAUUGCAAUUUAACCAAUUAAUGUUUCAUUUCUUUCUGCAGCGACCCGGCAGUGCGAUCCAACAAAAUGGAAGAUAUUCUUAAAUGUAUUGAAUCCCUGGUGAGCCACUUCAUUCUUUAAAUUAAGAUUUCCGUCUUUUUAAAAUUGUAUAAAAGCAUCGUUCCAGGAUCCUGCUGCAUCAAAAGAAGUACACGAUGCUGAUAGCAUCUAGUAAUAAUGAUCAAUUCCAAAGACUUUCGUCAAAGAACUUCGUCAAGAUUGGUGGUGGAGUAUGCAUAAACUGCCACAUUGUGUCUCAUGCGUCGAAAAACUCUUUUGAGUAUUUAGAAGGCAUCUAUUUUUCGGUCAGCAAAUGAGUAAAUUAUAACUAUUAUCAUGUUUUUAAAUGGUAUUGAGUACUACUAUCCACCCUAAGACAAUUUACCGUUACACUGCCAAAUUGUAUAAAUUGUAUCUUAGAUCUAGUUUUCUUAUUGGAGCGCUUUUCGAUUAAGUGUAACACUAACCAAAGUUAUCAAACGGAUAACUUUGGUUUGAUGAAGAAAGGAAAAUACCUCUAAGAGACAAGGAGAACUCAACGUAAAAACAACUAUACUGCCUUGUGGGGGCAGUUGUCAGUUGGGACUUUGUCCUGUUACUGUCCCCUGUCACGAACUUGUUUUUUUAAAUGUAUUUGUACAUUUUUUUAGGCGAAUGAAUUAAAUUAAAUCAAAGCGCGAGAAAACGUGGGUGACCAAGUCGUGAGUGGUUUUAGUUUCGCAUCUGAUUUUCACAGAGCUAAGUAAAGUAAAACCGAAGCAAAACCGGAUUACAAUCUAUGCUCAAUUGAAAAUUGCUCUAAUUAGACUUUACUUUCAACCUCUGGUUUCUUUGACAUUAUUCAUUGAUUCUGAGUUAGUUACUUGUCUUUUGAUCGUCACUUGCCUUUUUCAGGAUGAAUUUGAAGAUGAAACAGCAAAGUCUUUAGCAGUUUGUCUCAACUUUUGCCUGAUAGAUGAAUUAAUGACUCCUUGUAUCUCAAAGGACAGGUAAACAUUAUUAUUAUAUAUUAGACUUACUAUUUAAACUCUGAUUGGUCGAGAGCAUAUAGUCAAUGUACCAAAGCGUGUGAAGUUGCAGCAGAUAUUGGGUUAGCAGGUAAAAUACAAAGUCUGCCUAGUUUCGAAGCCCCUCGUCCGUGUAAUGUUCUCAAACUUUUGCAAACUUAGAGAGAAGUAUCUUCUUUUGCAGAUUGCUUAAACAAUGUGUAAUAAAACAAUUACUGAAUUCAGUUUUCGCAUGUUAUCAUGUUACCUCGUGUCCUAGUUAUCUGGCUCAGCCUUCGGCUUUGGCAGAUAACUCAGACCUUGGCACUGACAAUUCAUGAUAUCAUACUCAACCUCAUCCAAUGAUUUCUAAUUGUCGGUUUUCAAAUAUAAAACGUAACGCAAUGAUUGGGAAUGAAGUUUUGGUAUAAUGAGAAAACUAGUACCCCUAUUAAUCGUGAAUUUCCUGAAGCGCAUUGUCAGAGUCUUUUUUUUUGUUGUAUUCGAAUUAAUAUUGUUUAAUAACACAAGCCAUCAGCGAGAAAUUUUACCACUCACUAAAUGUCCUUGUUUCAGUCAGCAUGUCAAAAUCAGAUCAAAUCGUUCAUGGUUUUUUUACUUGCGCACAAAACCACAAAACUUUGCCAUUAUUUUCAGGAAUCCAGAGGACUGUCUAGAUGGACCAAUCUAUGUGCUGUGUCGGUGAGUACCAAAUGUCUUGCAGUUCAUUCCUGCCCAUCUUGUAAUACAUUACCAAUGUUCAUUUUAUACUUUAGGAGUAUCUGUGUUCUUCCCACCCACGAUGUUGGUAGAGAGAGACACCUGACAUUGCUAGGGGCUCUACACACAGUGGAUCAAAAGUUUGGCUAUCGUUUUCUCUUCUUCCUAAAAGCAAGGUUAGGAAACUGCUUGUUCCAUAUUCUUUAUCCUUGGUUUCUGCUUGGUUUCUGUUUGUUUUCUGCUUGUUGUUUCAUUAAUUUUAAUAGAUACUUAAAAUAGACGGUAUCUAUUUCAAGUAUCUGAUUUUCUGUUAAAUCGAUGAAAUACAACAUUAUGUUAUUUUUCCUAAGGCUCUGAAAGUUAAUGAAAGUUAGGUCUAGGUGAAUCAGUCACUUUCAAAGAAAUAAAAACAGCUGUAACUUGAGUGGUCACAAAAAAAUUGCGUGACAUCCUAAGGAAUGGCUGGGAAGGAAACUAGGCCAUGUCAUCAACAAUGUUUAUUCUUUAACUCCGAUAACCUGCUUUCUGUCAGUUGAUGGGAAGUGUUUUCUAUUGGUUGUCCUAAUACAAUACCAAAGUAAUCACAAAAGUCAUCCCAACGAAAGAAAAUAGCACAAGGUGCCACUGAGUAAUGAAAAGAAAAACAAUCAAACUGGACGGCGAAGUGGACGGCACAAAUUUCAACAAUAGUCACAGAGCUGGUGCAGUCCCCAAAUACUUUCGACAAACUGCUCUAAUCUAUUUUCGCUGUGAUAGUGUUACAGAUGACGAGCGGCUCACAAUAUACGAGGACUUUGCGAACACGUUCCGAGGAGAGAAGACACUUCAAGGAUGCUUAAGAGAUGAUUUGAAGGUCUGGCGGUUACAACUGUAUCUAGUCAUUGCUGUUACGUUUAACUGCUUUUCUAAGCUUCAUUAUAAAGUUGUUAUUAUUUCUUUAUGCACACAGGUUUGCCAGGAUUAUGAUAUCAAGGCCUUCCGCUAUAUCAUAUGCUCUAUUUACAAAAAGGUAUGUGCCAUAUCCGUUUGCUGGUACUAAUCAGAUGAUCGGUACUGGCAUAAGUUGUUAACGUGUUCAUCAUUAUUGGUCAAACUUAGAUGGAACUUCUUUCUCAAGUAUCUGCAAAGUAUCCCAAGAGGUUUGUAACCUGUUGAUUUCGUAACUUUCUAGUUUCCAGAAUACGUUGUAGGAAACUCUGAAGUUCUUCACAUGCUUGUUGGAACCAUGGAGCCAAGACAGGUAAGAAUAGAGAAAAAGGGCAAAACAGUUUAUUUCGUGGUGCAGUGGAGUAAUAAUCGGUAUUUCCUCAGCUAAAAAACACCAUAUAAUUAUAAAAAAUGUGUCCUUAGAUGUAAAGUACUUUACGCUGGUUACUGCUAGUUUUGCUUUCGUUUAUAACCGUUCUUUGGUUUUUCACGCAACUGUUCAUAUUAAGUGUGUGGCUUGACAUUACAAAUGACGGCUGCAACACUGUAAAAAGAUUCAAUGCCUUCUCUAUCCUGGCUCGUUCUGUGUGUCUACCCGUCUUCUUUCUGCCUACUUUAGAGUCAAAUUCGUUUCUUUUCUUUUUGGGUUUCCAUGAGGCGCUAGUAACCGUUUCAUGUGGAGCACAUAAUAGGCUCACUUUCGUAGCAGUUGUCACUUCUGUUGCUGUCUGAUUUGUUGAAAACGUUAUAACUCCUUACCCAUCCCUAUAUCUGUCUUUAUCGUUUUACAGUUAAACCAGCUGAUGAGUGAGAUAACUUUGGGGGAAUUGACAGUAUUUGGAGAGGAUAGCAAACUUGACACCUUGCUAGGUAAUUAAAUAAAUGGCAUUCCUUCCUUUUUAGGGAAUUAGUACUUUGCCUCAAGUUUAUAGGUCUUAUGGUUAUCCAAACUCCCGCAGUUAUCUUUGUCCGAUGCAUUUCAUAAGUAUUAAUCGAAUUGUAGAUUUAAUCAUCAAGUGUUUUAAUAACUUUUAACAUUUACAUUUACAUCACUUCACUGCAAAUGAUCAGCAAUCAAAAGCAUAGGAGGAUUUGAGGGUGGUUCUUAUGAACAGUUAUCCAAGCCUUUCCUAAUUUUCAAGUAAUAUCAGAUUUCAUUGGUGUGACUUUAUUUUUCUCUGUAAUUGGUCCAAUUGCGCCAUCCCAUCACCAAUCAGAUACGAGUUAUCACUGAUUUUUCUUUCUUUAUCUAUUUGUUUAUUGGCCACGAAAACGUAAAAAUAGUUUUCUUCAAUCUAGCAUUGAUUGCCUCAGGGAAGUAAUAUUACUCUGGGAGAAUUUGGUUUUAUCAACUGUGUAGAUAAUGUAAAAUGGCCGCCGUUAACAGUUUUUAAGCUUACGUUUCGAGCGUAAGCUCUUCGUUAGAGCAAUAGAUGGCAUCAGUCAACCAAGAGUUUCUGAAGAAAUAUGGUGAGGAAACCCAACAGACUCUGGAAACAACUGAUCAUAUUGAACAUCUUAUUUACUUCUCUUGUGUACAGAGAGUACUCUAGAAUGGGAGUCAUUUGAACAGCAGUGUGUGUGGCACCUUAUCCAAGCUGAGGAUGUGUUGCUGGAGUCAUUUGUCAAUAUUCUUCCUUCACUUAAAAAGGAUCAGCAUGCGGAGGCUUUGUCAAACUUACUUAUUCUCAUGAAAAGUGUUGCGUAAGUCUCCUCACUAUCAGCCUUGGCCCAGUUGUAUUAAGGUCCGACAACAUUAUCCAACGUAUAAAUCGUUAUCCAGCGGAUAAGUGAGUACAAAAUGUACCACACUAUCCAGCGGAUAGAGAUUUAUCCAGCGAAUAGCGUCAUCCAACCUUGGAACAACUGGGGCCUUUUUUACAGCUUACAACCAGAGCAUCGGUGUAUGUUUCUGCUGAUAGUACAUGUUAAUCUGUACCCAAUUCAUGGUCAAAAUUUCACUUCGAUCCGACAGUCGAAGGAUUGUUUAAAUCAGUAUACUUUUAAAAAGAUUUAGGUUUGGCCUUAAAAGUCCUGCAUCAGUCGAAACAGCUUAUUAUUUUAUAGGGGGUUUUAAAUUUGACUGCAAUCAUAAAUUUUUAAUUAUGGGUGCGGUUAAACGAUGUAGUUAAACGGUGAAUAUCACAUGGAGUCAUUGAGAAACAAUUCAACAGUUAAGAGCGGGAAAUACGAGAGAAACAACCUCUGGAUUGGCUGGGUUUUGAGUUUCAAAAGGCAUUCACAGGUGAGGAGGGGUGAAGGAUAAAUCUAAUCUUAAGUAUUUUCGGAUUACUUCCCCUUUUCAAGUCAAAACUGCUUGGCUUCAAAUUGAAACCUUGUUGCUUUCUCCGUCGAAAGCAAUUUUAAUUUUGGUGUGGAAAGCAUUCUAGGAUCGCAUUGGUUUUACUUUUCCUUGCCCUGUGAUUGGUCCAAAAAACACACGUCACCCUUUCGACAUCUCAGGCUCAUAACUUCUACCGAUCAAGACUUGCGCUUACUUCGAGCUCUCAUAGACUCCUUUUUGUUUGCGGUCAAUGCAAUGGGAUGUUGUAAUUGGUUUGCUCUCAAUCAGUUUGGAAUACUUUACUUUUUAGCUAGAUUUCCAAAGAUUCUUGGUUUAACUGAACUCUGAUCUCUGAGUACGAGGGUUCUUAAACAUGUUGACGUUGAACGAGUUGCAAUAAGAGCCAAUCAGUACUUAGUUUCUCUAGCUCCAAUCCCUUCCUCCUCUUAAUGACCAAUUGAAUUUUUGUUCCAGUCCUUCUGCGGACCUUGUUAUUCCAGUCUUAUCGAUGGAAUGUUCCGAAAAAAGGCCUGGAAACCAGUUUAGCGUUUCGCUGCUUAGAUACUGGGCACAGGAAUACCCAAGAGAACUUGCACAACUGAUUGGCCAACAGCUUUGUAAACAAGCCUCAGCAAGCAAGAAAAGAAAGUAAUGCAGUGUAUUUAUGCUACUGAUUUUUUGGUUUUGAGUAUGCAACACUUAAUAGAAAAGUCCACCUAUAAUUUGCGCUUUUUACCAAGCUAAUAUUGAAGCAGGUAACUUUUAAGUGAAAGAAGAUGUUACUCAGUGAAUGACGCAGGAAUAGAUGGAGGAAAAGAAACCAGAGUGCUCCUAAUAGGAGUCGAACCUACGACCUUCCGAUUAGUACUUGGGAUGCUCUACCUCUGAGCUGUAGGAUACUUGCGACAGGCUUGGGUAUUUAACUGGGUCCAUGGUGACAAACUUCCUGUAUACUGCUAGAAGAGGAAUGUAGAUAUUUAAUGCUUCUGUGCAAUGAUGGGGUAACUCGUGUAUGUAUUUGAAGGGACCUGCAUCUGAGAGUUUCUCGUCACUUACAUUUUUGCCAUGUUUCUUUCCAGAGGUGCUAAAAGUCAGCUAGGUACAAAUUUGGAGCUUGUACUGAGCCAUUUGGACUGGCUUCACAAGAUAUGCCAAGAGCAAGAAGAUUUGAGCUGUAAGUUUCGUGCGUUUUUUUUAAUGAUUCGGCACAACAAUCGUCUCACAGCACUGCUCAAACAGUUUGUAUCGCGAAACAUAACCGAUUAUUAGUCAUGUCCAAGAGACAACUAUCGUUUCCAUCAAAAAUUUUCCCACAGCACAUUCACUUAAUUUUAGUGUUUGAACAUUUUUUCUAAUAACAUGUAAUUAAUGAAGUUCUGUUCCGAAAAGAUUGGUUGUUGGAAUAGAAUGGUCGUGGAGCUUCUUUUUUUGAGGUUUUGUCACUGAGCUUUCUUUACUGGUUAGGUGGGCAUUUGGUUAAAUACAAAUUAGUGUACUUUUACCAAAGGGAAAUGAUGGGAAAGUGAGGGAAGUAUCUGGUCUUCUAGGUCUUGCAAUACGUCAAUGUCAGAGAAGUGAUCGAUAGAUAGAGUUGUUUUCUGUAAUAUCAGCAUAACGGGUAAUCCUGACCUGAUGUACUUAGAGAAAGAGAUAGUUUGGUUGACAGAGUGGAGAGGUGUUCUGUCCAUGAAAAAAACUGCGGGAAUUGGGGAGAAGGUAUUACGUAGGCCAUAAUUCACGGAGCGGAUCUCUGGGGAAAGGGACUUUCUUAUACAUCUACAACUUGAAAAUAUCUUUUGAGGGAAUCUACAUAUCCAAGCUAACGCCCUAAUUUUCCUUUUCUAUGUCCUUACUUCUCCUUGAUUUGAUCUUGUUGAAUUUUGUUUUUGAUAUUCUGUGGGCAGUUUUCAAACACGACGGCCUGAGAUCUGCUUUAGAUCAAGUCAAGCAAACUGCAAGCGAAGCAAGAAAAAAUAAGUAUGUUCACAAUUUUAUAUUUGACUGUGUUCGUUAUAUUCUGAAUACUUGGUGAAAACACUGCUAACUUUCACACAGGCCCUAGGAGAGAGCCAGUGAACUCUAGGGUACUUUUGUGGUCGCUGUUUUUUGACAUUUUCCGAGCGGAUAACUGGAAGUUGUCUUUGUUGGUUUGUUACAGGUUUAAGCAGUUAUUUUCAAUGUGUGAAGAUAAAGACAGCAGGAAAAGGACUACACGGGCAUCCAUUCUAGCUGCUAACAGGGCAGCAUCAUCUUCCUCUGAAAGUGAAGAGGUUAGCCAAUGAAUCUCGCACACUGAUGAUGAUGAUUACUUUCCUCGUCUUUAUUAGAGAACUUAAAAGGUCUAGCGGGUAGAAUCAAAAUAGUUAACUUUGUGAAUUUCUUAGCCGUCUCCGUGAAAUUAACAAAAACUUUGUGGUCUGAGAUCGGAAAUCUGACGGCCAAUUGUUUGAAAAUUGAACGCUGCUCGCUCAUCUUGUGAUGAACAUUAUAUAUGGCGCCGUUGAAGACGGUAAUCACAUCCACCAACUCGUGAAAUUUUCAAUAAAAAUAUAAAUUCAAUUUUGAGUUGACCAUCUCUGAAAAUGUUAAUUGGACGCACAGGACUAAAAAGAACUUAUUAGAGAUACUUGUAAAUUAGUGUGACCUUCCCUCUUUCAUUUGCAGGAAGAAGAACAAGCAGUGAAACCUCGCAACGCUAAGCGAAGGAGGAAAGCCAACACUACUGUUGAUUCAGACAGUGAUGAAUAGUAAUAAAUCGCUCUCUUGCUGUUUUUUACCCAUGGAUUGCUCUCUCUGUAAGAGUGCGUAAUAACGGCAGCAUCGAUAGAAGGAAGCGAAACGUUUUGGCUGCCGGAAUGAAUUAGACUGCGUUAAAUGUGGACUUGAAAAUGACGUGCUCGAGUUAAACUUGCAAAGAUCUAGAAAUUGCGCAGGGAAAUGAAAUACUUGAAAUUUCGGCAGUCGGCAUCCUGCAAGGUGAUCAAACCACGAUCUAUAAAGUAGAGUUGAAUGAUCUUCUCAGUCCACUCAAACAAUCAGUGAUGCCGCAUCAACAUUGUAACUCUUGAGUACUGCCUUUAUGUUCCUUUAGGGAAAGAAAAAUCUGUCCUCUUUAUACAUAGUAUUUUCAUCCAUUUUACCCUCAUCUUAAUGCACUACAUCUGCCUUUUAUUGGUAUUUUCAUAAUCCAAAAAGAUUGGAGUUUAGUGCAAACUAAACAAUGAACGAAGAAACUCUUGCUAUUCGAUUAUAUCUCUGUCUUUGCGAAUGUCUGGGUGCUUAUUCACUGGAAUUUUUCUCAUACCAAGAAGAGUUUCAACAAAGUUCUUGUUUCAUUCUGAGAACUCUCGUUCAACGAAGUGUUGUGUUCUCUUAAUAAGUAACAUAAAUGGCUGGAGUAUUUGCUCCUUUCCUCAGCACGAUCUUCCUAGCCGGCUGCAUAAUACAAGAACACGAAACGUAUUCCGAUCACUACUUCACGUUAACGCGGUUUUGACCUCUAAAAAAGUGACCAGCAUCUAAUUUCUCCUUACAAUUACGCAUUAAGGUCUCGAGAACAAAGGAAAGGACCACAAACUAGAGCAACUGUUCAUUGCUAAAGAAGUUCUCCUUGUCAGCACUUUGGGAAAUGUAUGGAGAAUA
Pocillopora meandrina is the source of this 21018-nucleotide messenger RNA. The record is from the annotation of a GenBank genome assembly. NCBI's taxonomy places the organism in Eukaryota, Metazoa, Cnidaria, Anthozoa, Scleractinia, Pocilloporidae.